ACUUCACUAAAAUCUCAUCCCUUCAUACACACGCUAACUACAAACUCACAAAAGAGUAUAGUUUCAUAUAUAUACUAGAGAAUUAGCUGAGGAAGCAACAAUGAGUUCUCCUGCAAGCUGGAACUUUGAGAUCGAGUCCCCGGUCGCGGUGCCGCGCCUGUUCCGUGCCGCGCUCCUCGACUGGCACAACCUCGCCCCGAAGUUCGCCCCGGAGAUCGUCGUGAGCGCCACCGUGAUCGAAGGCAACGGCGGCGGCGGAAGCGUGAGGCAGUUCAACUUCUCCUCAGCAAUGCCCUUCACCUACACGAAGGAGCGCUUGGACUACGUAGACCACGACAAGUACGAGUCCAAGCAAACUCUGAUUGAAGGCGGCGGCAUCGGCGUCAAGCUCGAGUCCGCAUCGUCCCACAUCAAGUUCGAGCCAGCGAGCAACGGCGGCUGCGUCUGCAAGGUCGUCGCGACCUACAAGCUCCUCCCAGGCGCUGCCGUCGACGAUGAGAUCGCCAAGGCCAAGGACUCCAUCACCAAGAUCAUCAAAACUGCUGAGUCCUAUCUCCUCGCCAACCCGGAUGCUUAUGUGUAAUGUGUCUAAGAUUUCCUGCAGCUGCUGCAACUAGUACUACUAUUUGAGGUGUGUGGACAUUGUUACAGUAAAAUAAGUUGGAAUUAAUAAAUGUGUUAAGGAGAUUGUGUGUGUGUGUGUGUGUGUGUGUGUGUGUGAGAGAGAGAGAGAGAGAGAGAGAGAGAGAGAGAGAGAGAGAGAGAGGAGUACGUAUGAGUGUUUUGGGGCUUGUUUUGUGCCCUACCGGGAAAAGCUUUGUAUUGGUUCUUUGUGUGAUGAGUAUUAAUGAAGUUAUUUAAAAUAUAGGGGCAAUUGCUUA
This is a messenger RNA of Ananas comosus (pineapple), 881 nucleotides long. RefSeq names its product pathogenesis-related protein 1-like. The record is from RefSeq and is a predicted model, not a curated record. The coding region runs from base 101 to 583 and encodes 160 amino acids. The transcript has 2 exons. NCBI's taxonomy places the organism in Eukaryota, Viridiplantae, Streptophyta, Magnoliopsida, Poales, Bromeliaceae. Gene Ontology annotation, molecular function: signaling receptor activity; protein phosphatase inhibitor activity; abscisic acid binding. Gene Ontology annotation, biological process: abscisic acid-activated signaling pathway; defense response. Gene Ontology annotation, cellular component: cytoplasm; nucleus.